Molecule: messenger RNA, 14977 nt
Organism: Phasianus colchicus (ring-necked pheasant)
Lineage: Eukaryota; Metazoa; Chordata; Aves; Galliformes; Phasianidae
Source: RefSeq, a predicted model, not a curated record
ACAGGAUAAUUUGUUUCUGUUAUCAUCAAUGACACAACUACUUUUGCAUUCAGGGAUAUGUUAGGAAGUAGAUUAAUGCUUAAGCUUCCUUCUUCAAUUCCUUCUGAGGUCAAAAAAGGAAUACUGUCAGCUAACCUGAACACUUUGGUUUGAAAAUUUUAGAAUAUGGACUUGGAAUCAAUUGCAAUCACUGAAACUUGAGAGCAGUCUGGUGUAAAGGUAUACUGUAACUAUCUUGAAAUUAUAUGGUAUUAUGGACUAUGUGGUAAUCUUAUAUGUAAACGCUGGACUCCUGAAAAGUCGAAGACCUCAUUUCCUGUUCUUCAACUGCCUUGGGAACGGUUUUCUCCUUUGUGCAAUUUUGCCAUUAAUACAGUUGCCCCUACUUUAUCCCAAGCAGAGAUCAUGCAAAUUUCUGGUGUUUCUCCACACCUCACACCAAAUCCACUAUGUUGUUUUAUAUAAUUCUGUUAAAUUUCAUCUAUGAAAUGCAUUCAGUAAUUUUUUUUGAUUGUUAGAUUUGAUUGGAAUGGUUCAAUAUGCCUCAAUAAGGUGAUUUUGCACUUUGAUUUGUUUCAUUAUAGAAUGUCUAAUGCCAUCUGCCCACUUAAAAUGAAUCCAGACUUGCAGGAGGCUUUCAAUGACAUUCAGAGCUCCAUCUACAGAACAGCCCUAAAACUACGCUCACUACAAAGUCUGUGCCAGUUGGAUUUGAUCAAUGUUUCUCUGAUUCAGCACAUUGUAUCAAGAGAGCAGAGACAGAGGGAAAAGGAGAUUUCUCUUGAAUUGCAGCAGCUCUCUGGAAUGCUGAAGGAGUUGUUUGAAAUAGCAAGGUUAGAAAAGCCAGGCCAGGUAGAUCCAAGAGCUGCCGAAUUCACACUGAGCCUGCUAGAAGCCAUGUAUGACAGAUCUGGAACAGGUUAUAUCAAAACUAGAUCUGCUGCAGCUGCCCUAAUUGCCCUUUCAGGAGACACUCUACUUGCUAAAUACAGAGCUUUCUUUGAAUUUUAUGCUGUUCCUGAUGGGAAGAAGGCCUUGAUAACCCGUAGUGCUCUGAGAAGCCUACUAACAGACUUGAAUCAGAUCCCAUCCGUUGUAGGAGAAGGCUGCACUUUGUCUUGUGUGGAAAUUGCUACUCACAGCUGUUUCCAUGGGGUUCUGAAUUCAGGAAUUGUUGAAGAAGAAUUCCUGUCUUGGCUGAGAUCAGGACCUGCUCUUCUGCAAUGGCUCCCUACAUGUUACAGAUUAUCAGCCACGGAAAUGGUUUCUCACCGUGUCAGAUGUAGAGUCUGCAAGACUUUCCCCAUUACAGGCCUCAGAUACCGUUGCCUGAAGUGCCUGAAUUUUGACCUUUGCCAGGUCUGCUUUUUCACUGGCCGUCUCAGCAAACCACAUAAGAGUUCACAUCCUGUCGUGGAACACUGUGUGCAGAUGUCAGCAAAGGCUAAUGCAAAGCACUUUCUCUGCACUGUCAGAAACAACCUGUUUCAGGACUGCUGCAGAAGAAAGGAGGCUCAGGGAAGGAAGGUUCUGGAGAUAAUGGAGGAGAGGCCUUUUCCUACUCACAAAAAGAUUCUUCCCCGAACAGAACUCAGUGCUUCACCAUUUCCUAGACAUGAAAACCUGUCUCUCCCAGUGAACAACCAUAUUCUGGAAUCACCCAAGUUUAUAUCCAAAAACAGAACUGUGCUACACAAGAAUGACAAUAACAGCAAGAUACUGAAGCAAGGCAAGACAAAAAUUCAGGCAAUUGCAUCUUUUGAAGCAGAUGUGUUAAAAAUGCAUGAUUCCAUCAGGAGUAUUCACAAUAAGAGCAGGUACAUGAAGAAGCAGUUGAAUAAAUGGAAGCACAAAAUGCAAUUUCUUCAUAACUGCCAGGAGGACAAAAGCUUCAAAAUAGAGGCAGAGCUCCAAAGCCUGAGAGCAAGCCAUGAAAACCUGCAAAUGGAGUUGUGUAAAAUGAAGCAAGAAGUAAAGACAAUGUUACAGUCAACAGCACAUCCUUCAUUUUCACUGUGUCAGAAUAUGAUGCCAAGAGAUCAGCAUGUUCUUCAGGAAAGCAGAAUGCAGGGUGGAUUAAAUCCUGUUGAAAUAAAGCCCAUUUUCAGAACAAGUUCAGAUUGGAAAGCUUUGGAUCAUCUCAACUCUGCAAAUAGAAUACAGGUUUUAGAGUCACCUGAGGCUUCUGCUACAGUGGACUUCAUUUUCUCAGAAGACCUGGUGAAGACCUUGCAGAGUGACAGAGUUUUUAUGGGACAGUUUAAAAAAAUAAAAGAUAAUCAAACAUAUCUGCCUGAAUUGAUGGAAAACUACGACAGUGACAUCAUAAGGGAUACAGCUCUUAUUCCUGCUGCAGUACAGAUAUCAUCUGAUAAGGAGUUCUGUGAUGAAGUGGACCUGCAGCAGCUAGUGAUGAAAUUAAUGGAUGCAUUGUCUCUUCAAGCCCAACCAGAUCAACAGUCAGUCUUGAAGCAGCAUUUUUUCUUUACAGCUGAACGUGUUUGCAGAUCCUUCUCUGAUCUCAUCAACCAGGUAACUGCCAGCUUGAAAGUGACAGAAAAUGGCAUUCACCUUACAGCUCCACUGAACUAUUGAAGUUGCCUUCCACAAGUACUGGAAUAGCACCCAUUAGGCUAAUAUUACUUCAGUGUCUCAAUCCAUCCUCUCUGUACUGCAGAUAAGUUUGAGGUGAACAUAUGCUUUUUUUUUCUAGGUCAACUUGCUGAAACUGCAUAUUGUAAGUAGUAUGAAUAUAAUGCCCUCACCCUGCAUCUGUCCUGACCAAACAAUGCUCGUUCUCUAGUUUCAUCUAGCUGAAAUACACACUUCGAGGAAUGUGAUACUAAUUAAAUUACUGUCUUUGUUCACUUAGGAUAUUCUGGUAACAGUGUGCUAUGAGGGGGAAAAAAGCCAAACACCUGUGACACCGGAAAAAUAUCUAAGGUAAGAAUGCGAAACAGUCUCUGAAAUCUUAAGUACCAGGUACAGGGUGAACAGGGCAGCAUGGUACACACAUGUAAAACAUCAAUGUGAUCUUAGUGCUUUACAGAGCUGUACAGUUAGGCGCCACCCAAACUUGCCUUACAACUUCUUCAUGAGUUAUCAACCAUUUUAAUGUUAAAAUGAAGACAGUAUUCUUAAAUCAGCAACUAAAGUUGCUGUCUUCCCAUAGAAAAUUACAACAAAAACAAAAAUUAGGUGACUAUCACAUCCUCGGUAGCUGCAGUCCACAACGUUUCACAGCUAUGUUUUAUAGCAGCACAAGGUUCUCAUACAGUGUUCAGCUAAACAUCAAGUAAGCUUUUGCUAAAUCUCCAUGGCUCUGGUCCAAUCACAUAAUCUAACUAGAUGUAUCUCCAGGGCCUGCUUUCAUACCUGCCUAUUACUUCGGGCCCAUAAUCAUGCCUAGCUGCACACAACUAAAGUAUUUGAAGAACAGGAGCUCUGAGCACUUGACCCAGGACAACAGCGUUAUGCUGAAAUAGCUUUCAAAAGGUAGCAGUGCAAACAUUGCAUAGUUAGAGCCUGAGUCACAAGAAUGAAUUAACUUUUCUGUUAGAAAAUCAGUGGAAUGUUUUAAUGUAUGACAAUAAUUACCUGCAAUACACAACAGAAAAAGUUAAUAAAAUAACCUUUAAAAUUCUUCCCUCUAUCUGAAAAAAACAAGUCUGCUCUUUUUAAACAGUGCAGCAAAAGCAAUUUGGGAGCUAGGAGACCUGUAGAGACCACACAGGAAACAACUUUGUUGUUUCGUGUAAAAAAAUCUAUGAGAAUUUUAACUUCUUUUUGCAGUUAAUAUUUUAAUGCCUGGUUAAGUAAUGAUCGUCAGCAUUUCAGUCUCUAAUCCAACCAGAAAAAAAACCUCUAAUGUAACCAGAAUUAUAGACUACUCAAUCAAAAAAGCACGCUACACUGUAAAAUGAUACAGCUAACACUGUCUGCAUAAUAUGGUUGUCUUUACAAAUGAGAAGUAUUUCAGAAUUUUUUUUUUAAAGGCUCAAUAUAUGCAAGAAAUACCUUUCUGUGUAAUCCUUAGCAUUAUUUCCCACUAGUUAGUAACAUGGUGACACAGUAAAUUACUUGCAAGUCCUUUUCCUAACUAUAUAAAAAUUUAUUCCAAACCACUAAUUUAAUCACUUAAAAUAACCAGUGUUUUCAUAAGCAUUCCUAAAGUAGGAUUCAAAUACUGGUUAAGAGAUUAAAUAAAUAACACUUUUGUAGGAAAAAAAAUCACACUACCUGAUUGAAAUUAAGAAAAUGAGAGGCUAAAAUUAGCAGCUUAAAAUACUGACCUGCUAUUUAUUGUAAUAGUUCAAAAAAAAAGAAGUGAGAAGAUACAUUGUGUGAUUCUAAAACUGAUGUUUGUGUAGGUAAUGGCUGUAUCCAGGUCAAGGAAGGAAGGAAGUGCUGGUAAGGGACUGAAACCUCAUUGUGUCUUACUGCUUUAUCUUGCAUAAGCUUUUGGGGUCUACAUGCAUCUGCAUGGACCAGCUAAAAAUGUAGCAUCUGUAUGGACUGUGCAAGUCUUCCAUCUAACUAUUAAUCCCCUGCUUAAAAAACAGAAAGCUUGAGCUCUAGCCAAGAAACAAUUGCUGGAACUAUACAGAAUGGUACCUAUGAUCAGUUCUUCUCUGUCAGCCACUCACCCAGUGUGAUAUAAUGAGAAGCAGCUUUUCAUGUGCUUUCUCCUAGCAUUGCUUCUUAGUAGCAUUGCUUCAUUACUAGAAAUUGCCUUAAUACUGUUAAAGCCAGCAACAAAAGCAUUUAAUUGUCUUGUACUACUCUCCAAGAAUGAAUAUAUACUAGAAAAAUAAGCAAGCAUAUGUCCCUUAAAUUGACAUUGCAGCCAAUGCAAAAAGCCACAUUAAAAACUACUCUCACUAUAAAAAUGUCCUUCCUAGAUCAAUCCUGUAUAAAAUGUCAUACACUGAAAUCUUGCACAGACUUGCUAUAUUCAAAUUAAUGUCAUGUUUCAUGAAUGCUGUAUUUCUGUAUACUUCCCAGCAGAGUAGAGAUAGAAAUAUGUAGUGCAGUUUAAAAUCCAACAGCUUUAAAAGUACUAUCCAAGCUCAACUGAAGUAUAAUCUACAUCCUGACGAGGUUUCCUCUCAUAGCCUUUAACUCCAAGCCAAGAAAUGUUUAAUGAGACUCUUAUGUCCCUGAAAAUUCAGUCAACCUUUUUUCUUCCUUAUCCUAUCCACACAUCAACUUGAUUAGAAAAAUGAAUCUAGAAUUCAUUCUCGAAACUGGAAGUCUUAACCUCAUUUCUCUGAGCUUGCAUCAAGCCACCUUUUAUGCUUCCCCCUCAAACCUCCCCCCACCCCAUCUCAGUUCAUGAACAAAGUUUGCUUAGUCGCAGCUUACGUUUGAUUUGGACUUGACACCACAGUACCGUAUGUUCAUAUGAAAAUCUGAUAACCUGUGAAACAGAAAUCACAUCUCCCAGUUUGUAAAGCAUUAGCUACCUUCUCUCAUAUUUGCAGAGACUAAACAUAUUGCUUGCUUUAAAAGGACACAUUAAAAUCCUCAUCUGUCUCUCCAGAUAGAUUUGAAGCAAAGUAUGAGAGGGUCUACAUGUGCUAGCCCUCUUUUGUACACAAGUUGAAAAGCCACCAACCCCCAAAAGAAACAUGCACUUCAAGCUGUGAGCUAGGCCAGGCCAGUGUAUUUGAGGUUCUGCUACAGAAUGAGCACUUGUGUGUUAGUUAGUUAGUUCUCUGUUAAGAAGAGCAGUUUCAAGAGACUUUUCCAAUACAGAUUCUGUAUAGGGAUAACAACUUCCUACAAAUACGCAGGCAAAGGACUGACAGCAGGAUGCAAAGUGGAACAUUUGUGAGAGUAGCUGAAGGGAUGCAAAGCACAAAGAAGAAAUAAACUAUCAAAUAUUGUAUUAUUUAACACAGGGAGGAACUAUCUAAUCAUCUGUGCUCACGCAAACUUUCGAGUGUAGGCAUAUGUGGCCAGUGCCUGCACCGCAUGCACAACUACCAGCAGCUGCUACAGGAGGGCUGCAGUCUGGGCCGCUGGUUGCUAAAGCAUGAGCUAGCUUACAAAGGGGAAGAAAACACCUAAUGUUUUUGUGUUUUAAUGAGUUGUAGUGUGCUGUCAACAAAUUAUAUUUUGCAUUACAAGUUUAUUAUUUAGGAGUAAAUACUGUGUCAGAAAAACAUAGAUGCUAUUAACAUGCAUAUGUCUCUCACAUCAGAACACUGGUCCAAAAGGAAAAUCUAUCACUCAGUUCUUUCAGCAAAAUGUACUUGUGGUGUUCCUAACACUAACAGUUGAGGAGUCUAUAUAUGAUUGUUCUUAAAAAUGAAAGCUUUUAACAUUUCUAUAUUAACACAAGUCUUGCAGAAAAUUUAGUUGUAUUUAGUUAAAAAGCUAACUGCACUGAAGCAUUAAAAAAAACAUCAGUUUGACAGCUUACCUGACUUUUUCUGCAUUGCUUACAUACUUUGUUUGUUUAGGGAAAAAGAGAAUUAUUUCCUAUAGUGUAGUAUCUUAUGGGAUACAUUUAAAAAAAUGUGCAUAAAUUAGUUAAUGCUACAGAAUAUGCCCAGUAUGUACUGAAAUUCUAAAGAAAAGCUCAAUGCUCAGACUGCACCUAUACAUCAGUUUCAGUCUCUCCCACAGCUGAAUCCAAAUCUGUUGCUGCCUACUCUAAAAUACAGACCUCACUGGAAUCUCUUGCUUUGAGUAUAGGUAAGAUGAAGUAACACAACAAAUUAAAUGUUCAUUAGUAUUUUUUAAAAAAUUGUUUAUAAAUACAAAGAACAUUUAUCUCAGAAAUAUUACAAGACUACAAAAAAUAUAUGGGGCUAUAUUAAAAUUUUGCUGCUUUGAGACAUGCCGUAGCAACUACAAGUACUAGAGGCUGGCCCAGGGGUAUUUAUUGUACAAAUAGGAGGACUUAAGUUAUUUAACUGAGAAGGAGCUGUAAAAAGAAAAAAAAAACUAAACUAAACAAAACUGGAAGCUCAAGGUAAGUCAGUCUAUCAGCAGGUGUCAAAAAGAUAACAUACCCAUGCUUAAAAAAAUAAUGAUCAACUGAGGAUUUUUAGAAAUUUUGGAUUAGGUCUGUUCUUACUGAAGCAGAUGAGGAGCCUGGAACACCAGUGCUGUGACUCCGCUACCACCACACAGCCUGCAGCUUGUGCCAGUGCCAAUGGGACGCACAGGGAGCGCUGCCAUCCCUGCCAUCACCAGCUCUGCUGCAGCACUCGAAGCCCAGAACAGCGUUGGGAGAAAUACCAAAGAAUGCAGCAGGUCCUGGAUCCUUCUGAAAGCACCGGUACUGGAAAGCAGUGCAAGCAGGAACUCAACAUUUAGUGAUGAAAGCAAGAAAUAGAACUGCCAGAGCCACUGAAGAGAAGACAUGCGGCAUUGCUUACUUAAAGCCCCAUCCUGUCCCCCCAAGGACAAUAGCUGCUACCAGGAUGGCACCAGCGAUGGAGCCUAUUAUAAGAUUGGUGGCACUAGGACCUGUGAUAAAGGAUUACGGUAAGAAAGAUGUAAAAAAAAAAAAACAAAAAACAACCACUAUAUUCACAUAAAGUGAAGCAACUUACAGGGUAGUCAACAAGUCCAGGAACAUAGACAGCACACACAAGGUGAUGUCUGUAGACAAUUUCAGCAGGCCCAAUUUACUUUUAACAAGAGAAUGAAGAAAUCUGUUUGUCUCUGCACUGUGGGCUAUGUUAACUUCUACCAUAGAUAAAUAUCUAGUAGAGGGUAAAAUCCACUGUGACUUUUCCUGUUAUCUAGUUAAUUGAUUUUCAACUAAGAUAUUUUCAGCUGAGAUGUUUGUGAAGAAUUACUUAAAAGUAUAAAUGCUGUAUGUUUUAUGACUACAGCAAACGGGGCAAAAAAUAAUCACAACCCCCUAUUUAAUAUAGACUGUGAAAGGUGGUAGAUACUGUCAGCUCAAAUUAAAGCAUCUAGCACCAUUUGCUGAGGCUAAACUUUUCCUAGUUACGUCAAUGCUGAGUUUACAAACAAUUCUUGACAAAGGAAAGGAUUACAUAAUAAGGAACAGAAGUUGACAUAAAAGCUGCAUUCCCAUUAAGCUUUCCAAACAUCAAAGCAUCUCUUCAUCAUCCUCAAGAAGCUACUUAACAACAAAGUAGGGGAAGGGUGGAGCAGGAAAAAAAGAGCAACAAAAAACAGCAGCACAAAAUAUUUGUGCACUUUUCUGAGGGGGAAUAGAACACCUAAAUAAGAAAUUCAUAACUGAACCUUAAGUGUUCUGUUUUCACGGAGUGCAAGAAAACAGUACAAUUUUUACCAUUUUAAUUGCUCUGCACACACACACAAAAGCCUAUUGAGCAGUCUUUGAUGUAAAGCUAACUGCUUCUCAGCUCAAGGCAAAUCAAAACCAACACAGCAGUUAUUUUGCAAUAUAUUGCAUACUGUGUUUAAACAUUUAAAUAUUCAGGAGUAGUGUUCAGAAACAGUUCUUAGCUCCUCCUAUCCCAGUCUCUCAAAAUCAAAGUUUCAACACAGCAAUAAAAUGACACUGAGUUUUGAAUGUUAUACGACAGCUAACAUAAGGAAUAAAAAGGCGUAGCCAGAGAUCAGCAAAGGAAGGACAGCUGCACUAAUUCAGCAUUUUAAACCUUCUGCCAGGUCCCAGACACCACAAAAAUUUAGAGCUUGACCUAACAUCACUGUAUCCAUUCCAUGUUUGCUGUAUCAGUGGUUUGGGAUAUAUCAGUAGCUAAAUGAAAACUAAGCCCUCAGUUUAUGUUUGUAACACUAAUCAGAAUGAAACAAUUACUCUGCAAACAUGUUACGAAGUGAUGCUGAAAAUAAGUAUGAUUUAUUACUAUAAAUAAGUAGGCAUAAAAUUCAGGUAUAAUAAAAAAGUGCUUUCCCCUCAUCUUUCAUGGGUGGAAAAAAAAAUAAGCAACAAAAAACCACCCUAUAUUCUGCCAUGAACUUCAGUUAAUACUUUCCUUUCUGAGGCUAUACAUUUACUUCAAGAAGAAUGAUUAUUUGCUAAAAGGAAGCAUAGCAAAAUUAUAAGGCUUAAACAUUAUCCCAAACCCUUCCAAGCCCUUGUUUUAAAAACUGCUUCCUGCAAUUCAUACAAAAAGAAUAUUUAGGAAUAUUAAUAAAAAACUGUAAAAUAAAUAGAGUGAGCUUCACAGAUAUGAGCAAUAAACAGAUUUUACAACAGUAAUUAAGAGGUAAUUUUUUACAAUUUAGAAAAUACCUUGCAUAGACUUACCUUUGAAGUCUCACCUGGCUCUAAAUUAAUAGGAGUGAGUAUGGUGCAGCGUAAAUGAAUGCCAUUUGAUGGGCACUAUACUCCCAAUUAAGGCUUGCUUUCAACAUUUCACAACCUAAUGAGCUAUUGUAUCCAACUUGGAUGUAUGGCUUACUCUGGAUUUUAUCAAAUGAUUGCACACAACAGAAGACUGCAAACACAGAAACUAAUUGAUCUGUAAGAAACUCUAGAAACCUCGUUAAAUUCUAAAGCUGAUUUCUUUCCAGCCAUAUAAUGCUAUCUUUCCACAGAAAAAAUAUGCAGAUUAGAAUAUAAAUUAAAUUGGACAAAGAUGUAUUAAAUGGCCACUUCUUAACAUCUCUCCUCUUACUGUGUUCCCUGGUUGUUAAAUAUUUGAAAAAGACUGUGGAAAAAUUCAAUGAAAAUUCAAACAGAAGAGAGAUCCGAGACAGGUUAAGUUAAUGGACAAGUUACCAAACUGUGUUUAAAUAAUAAAUGAAUCCUAAGCAGCCAUUUUUCAUAGAAUGGUUAUGGUUACAAGAGACUUCUAAAGAUAUCAUCCACUCUUCCUGCUAUGGGCAGGGGCACCUCUCACUAAGCCAGGCUGCUUAAUGCUCAUCCAACCUGCUUUUGAACACUUCCAAUACUGAAGCAUCUAUAACUUCUCAAGGCAAUCUGUUCCACUGCCUGACCAGCCUCACUGUAAAAACGUAUUUCUUAUAUCUGAUCUAAAUCUACCUCCUUUCAGUUUUAAAACUCCUCCUUUCAGUCCCUCGUUGUGGUGCUACAGGCCUUGGUAAUCUUUUCCAUCUUUCUUGCAAGCCCUCUAUACGUACAUAAGAAUCAAAUAGCCACUGCUAAAAUUGAGUUAAUAGGCAAACACUUAAGAUUCCAGUUCCCCAAAAUUAUGAAGGUGGUAAAAAACUUUGUAUAUGAAUACAUAUAAGCAUUCUAUACUUCAGUAUUCUACUGUCUCACAGUAACAGAAUACUAGAAUCAGAAUAACUGGAAGCCUUACUGUAAAACUAUUUGUUUAUAUAUACUACUAUAUGUAUGAUAUACUAUACUACUAUAGAUACGAUCAGCUAAUAGUUAUAGUUAUUAGACUAAAAGCCACUAAGAACAUAAGUUUCUGUUUUUUGUUUUUUUUUUUUAAUCAAAUAGCCCAGGUCACCCUGAUUCUAUUUUGCAAAAUAAUUACAAACGUACUUUUUUUUCCCCAUUAUUUUCUGAAUUUGGUGUAAUGUAAACAUUCAGACAUUUAAUUUCAGUGUGACAAUUAAAAAUUCACAAGCUCUUUUUUUUUUUUAUGCCCCACAUUAUCCCAGACAGGAGAAGGUUCAACACUGCAUGAGCAAAUCAGACGACACAGACACAGUCAAAUCACAGACAAAUACGACCACCACAUGACAAAGCUAAAGGGGUAAUACACAGGGGGCUCAGGUGCAUACGGUUACCUCACACACUAGGCACCAAACAUAAAACUCAAACUAUGAAAAAUGCUUACUCUAUUCCCCACCCUGUGCCUCCAAAAAUCACCCCCAAGGCCAGAAUGGUCCCUGCCACUGCACCUAUUAGCCUGUUAGUGGCCAUGCUCACUGUGUGGAGGGAAAAGGGAAGAUUUUUUAAGAAAAUGAUCAUGUCAUAUACGUCUGAAAUGAAAACAUGAAAUAGUUCCUCAAAGGAAUAUUUUACUUUAUAAACUUUUGUCUGGUAAACAAUUCAAGCCUCUUAUCAAACUCUUAUUUACCAAAUACUGUAGCUUUAAAAAUUCAGAUAUAAGUUUUGUCUUAUUUGAAUGCCUGCAAUAUUUCAGUGUGAAGUUUUCCCAUAAAGGUAAGACUACUCCUUUUAGCUGUGACUGUAUUCUUCUUUAAACAUGGAACAUCUUCAACUUACUGCUUUAUCAAGUUUAAUACAGCCAAAACAUAAAUGAAUUACCAACAAGAAAACUUCCUUUUGGUCAUCAGAAACAUACUGUAUCCAUAGUAUAUAACUAAGCAAAUGAAAAUUGUUCAUUUGGAAACAGUUCUUUUGCGUGGGGGAAAAAAACACCAAAAAAUGAUUUAAAUUAAUUCCUUUACUAUUUUGCAGUAUUUUCCUUUUUAACUGUAUUUACCACUCUACAUUACAUAAAUAGAAAAACAUAUGAUGCCUUUUAAAAGGUAAAACUGACCCUGGAAUUGUGUUCUGCACUUCAGUAUGUUUACAGAGCCUUAAUAUGCUGAGGCUUUAUUUUUCAUUUUUGGAGGAAACUUUUUGAGAAAAAGAAAUCUACAUUUCAUAUGUUGCAAAAAAAAAAGUUAAAAUGUUGAUAGAUUCAUUGCAUCAUAAUUGAACAUAAAGAAGCAUAUGAAUUCUCUAAUGGGAACUUUUUCAGGGACAAAGACUAUAUAAUCUUCAUGCUGGAAGUCUCUUUUGAAAUUGCUUCUUAAUUUUGUUUGUUUCAUAUACACAAACACACACACACACACACACUUGAGACAUAGGUUUUUGUGUUAAAAACAAACAAACAGUAUUCCACUAGUCAAACAAAGUCCCAGUUCCGUAAAUGACAUUGCCAAGACCUUGCGUGUGUAUGGAGUCCCACCAACUUCAAAACCAUUAUCCAACACUGUAAAAGAAUUCAAAGUUUCUGCAGUAGCCAAACACUAACAGCAGGAGCUCCUUACCAAAACACCUACCAUCCUGAGCUGCUCUCCCAUGGGUCUGCUGGUCAGUAGGUUGCAGAGUUUAGACUAGUGUAAGACCUAUGUAUAAAUAUACUUAAGGACCACUAAUUUUUAAAUCCUCAAAUACAGUAUAGAGGCACAAGUAAUUGAUGGAUGAUACAAAAUUCUCAAAAGUGCAGCAAAAAACUAUCAUAAUAAUAUAUAAACAAAUACCAAUACUAUUUUCCUAUACGUAGUUAAAACAUAGUAAGAAAAAUGGUAGUAUCUAUGGUGUGAAAAGUUUUAAAGCAAUUUAUGUGAGUUUUUACAUCUUUGAAAAGCUAUAUAACCUCUCCCUAAAUAAUUACCUUCUCUUACGAUAAGUAGCUGAAACCAGAAGAAAUUAAAGCCCUCAACUCAAUAUCAGGGCUCCUGACUUAAGCAGAUCUUUUCCCAAAGCUUUUGACAAUGUGUAAAGAGGAUUCUAGUUUAUUUACAUUUUCCCCCCCUUGUCUAUCAAAGUGUAACACUUCCACCAGAGGUACUAAAUGUAGUGCAAAGAGCUCAUCAAGAAGUUAUUCUUGUAAGAAAGAGCUGGUGUUUCUACUUUUAUAUAGAAUUAGGUAGAUGGAAGUAAUCUGGAUUUAUUUGAAAUGAUGAUUUGUAAUAGAACUGUAGAAGCACUAGAAAACAUUUGCCAGGGUUCUUGUAAAAAAAUAUUGCUAUUACAAUACAAAAUAGCUUUCUACUUUUUUGCAGGUACUUCCUGGGAGAUUUCAGUCUGAAUCUGUCAAAUAUCUAAACUUCCUGACAGUCAAAACUCAAAACACCUGCAGCCGUAAGUGACAAAUUUGCUUAUUGUUAAAGAAGAAAAUAUAUCCAACACUUUCUAAUACAGAGGAAAACAAGUAUAUCCACAGUGUGAUACAUGAAAACUUUUUCUAUUUUCUUUACAUGUGGACGUGUUCUUUGAAGAACAAGAAAAACAUAAUUCACUGUUUUCCACUUAUGAGAAUAUAAUUGCUUAAAAUCUCUCAUGCAUUUACUGCAGUCAGUAACCAUGAUAAAAACUGUAAAAAUUAAAGGUCUGACACCAAUACACAGGUAUGGCUAUUACCUCUGUCUAUGCCUGAUUUCUUGCAUUUGCUCUAGUUUAGAAAGUCAGAUUAUAUUCAUACUAGAUAUCACUCUCUGAUGUUGGAUUUGGUUGAGAUGUCAUAAUGUUCUCACAACUGACUAUCUUCUAUUUUUGUAAUUUUGAGAAAAGGAGACUGGUUCUGUCUCUGAAAUAUAACAGAAAUUUAGGGCUAAGGAAAAGCAAGUAUUUUGGUUUUUGUCUCAGACUUGUACACUGGCAAUGACAGAAGCACUGAUAAAAUAAUGGAAAUAUUUUAGUACUUCGGAUUUUUUCAGAACUAUGGAAAACUAUUUCUGUAUUCUGUUGACAUUAUCUCUCAAUGGAAUCCUCUAUUAACACACCUAAAGAGUUUAUAGUAUCUGUCAGUAUUCAAGCUCCUAAAUUCAUAUGUAGGUGAUUCAACAUCAAUAAAUUACUAUAAGAACAAACAAAAAUAAUUCCUCUUUUGAAAUUCUUUGAAUCACCUUGUAACAAAAACAUUCUCCCUCUUUUCAGUGGAGUCCACUGAAAACUGGAGUAUAAACAACGUCUGUCCAUUUGAAAUUAUACCAAUUAGUUUCAAUCACCAGAAUCUAACCAAGAUAAAUAUACCUCCUCUGUUGCAUUUUCUUUUUCUUUUUUUUAAACAGGAUGAAAUAACUACUUAGGAUUUGGAAAUCAGCAACGCAGUACUUCAGAUUUUACAAGCAGUGUUUCAACAUUAGGAAAGUGGAAUGGAAAGAAUCUCCGUAAGACAGCGUACAAACCAGGCAGCUCUAUAAGGAACUGCAGCAGAGUUAGGUGUCCAGGAAGUACCUGCAAAUAUUCCCAAAGAGAAGUCCAGACUGUUCUAAGAUGGCCUCUUCCACAGUUCUUGGUAAAGGUCUACUGGAACCCACUGGACCAAAAGAUUAUGGCAGAGAUGACAGAAUUGGAGCAAUUCUGGAGGGACACACCAAAAUUCUGUCUCCUCAUCAUAAAAUCACAGAGUAUCCUCAGUUUGAAAGGAUCCAACAAAGGUCAUUGAGUCCAACUCCUCUGAAGCCCUGGACGUAUCAAAGAGUGAUCAACUGCACUAUCAACAGGUCUCAGGAACACUUGCAAGUAGAAAAUGCCACAGGGUACACAUUAAGAUCACAUCUAGCAGAGAGAACUGGAGAAGCUCAGCUGCAAAACUGCAAGCACAGACUCACCCCAUGACCGGAACAGACUUUUCCAUUCGAACCAAUGGGACAGCUACUUAUGUUCAAGGAUUGAAUUGGCAGGCACUUUUUGUCCAGACACAUCAUUUGAGGACCACAUGGAGCUCCAUCCUCCACAUAACCUAAAUCUGUAUCAUCAUCUAAAAGAACAUGAGCACCACUAGGAGAAAUAAGUUUUAAGGUAAUAUUAGUAUUAUGACUGCAGUCUUUUGAAAAUAUUAAACAUGUCAGUGUAGAUAGUAAAAUCCUUGUGAUUUUCUCACAUUAGAACAUAUAGGAAGAUCAAACAAAAUUAUAAUCUUUGUCCACAGCACUGACAGCGUUGCAGUAGUCAGACCAAAAAGAAGUCUAGACAACGAUGUAAAUACACAACUUUGUGGAAUAACAGAAGACUUAAGAAUCGUUGAUUACUCAGGUUCUAUCUACCUAACAGAGUACUCUCUGCAUGACAGUAAUUUUGACAAUAUCUUUAAAAUAUAAAUCCAGUAGUGUGCACAGUAAACUAAAACCCAUUUACCUGCCCUUUAAAUGAACCAUAACUUAAGAUCUUACCUGGUCAUAACUCUUCACAAUUCCCUUUCUCUCAACCAUCACUUUUCAUACAGUUAUUUCUCUACAGAUAUAAUCUUUAAUCUAUGGGUCUUUGGCAGUUACAGUUAUUUUUUUCCAGCAAAAUAUAAUGCUGAACAUUUACUCUCAACCACGCAAUUUUGCUACUAUAGAGUCCAGAUAGAAGGAUUGAGAGCACAGCCCACUUUUCACCUCUUCAAAAUAUGGA